AGUCUGAGGGUCCUCCGAGGGGUGAGGGGGUGGGCAGCGGUGAGGAAUGGGGCGUGGUGGCCUGAGACUCACAUCAGGGCUCAUUUCAUGCACCAGAGCCCCGAGCUCAGCUUCCGCCGGCCCUGCCUGAGCUUCCCCUUCUGCCCAGCCAGCGGCUGAAGUGCCCGGCGAAGACGCGGGUCCCGGAGGGCCCGGGCACCCCCAGGCAGAGAUGUUCCUGCCGCUGCUGUGGGCUGCGCUGUGGGGCGGUGAGUGGGGUACAGGGUCGCAGGCUCAGUCCCCUGAAUACUGGCUGCAAGUGCCGAAGGAGGUGAGGGUGCCGGAGGGCCUGUGUGUGCUGGUGCCCUGCUCCCUCCGGUACCCCCAACACGACUGGGAUGAGUCAACCCCAGCUCACGGCUACUGGUACAAGGACCACUGGAUCUUGAUGCGGGACCGAAAGGACUACAGGGACCUGGCGGCCACAAACAACCCGAAUAAACAGGUUCCACGGAGCACCCAGGGCCGAUUCCAGCUGGUGGGCGAACCCCGGGAUUUCAACUGCUCCCUGCUGAUCAGGGCGGCGCGGGUGGAGGACAGCGCCCGGUACUUCUUCCGCGUGGAGAGGGGCGAGAGCGUGAAGUACAGUUUCUUUGAAUUCAAGUUCAAGCUGGAAGUGACAGCGCCGACCCCGCAGCCGUUCCUCUACCUGCCGGAGACCCUGGAGCCCGGGCGCCAGGCGGCCAUCGUCUGUGUCUUCAACUGGACCUUCGAGGGAUGUCCAGCCCCUGCUUUCUCCUGGAGGGGGGCCGCCCUCUCCGCCCCAAGAAUCCGCAGUUACCCGCACUUCUCCAUGCUCACCCUCACCCCACGGCUCCAGGACCACAACGCAGCCCUCACCUGCCAAGUGGACCUCACAGAGGCGCAGGCGGAGAGGACUGUCCAGCUCAGAGUGGCCCACGCCCCCAGAGACCUGACUAUCAGCAUUUCCCGGGCAAACACGUCAGCACCGGAGCCCCACGGCCAGGGCGCGCAGGCCUGGCGUGUGGACGCGCGGAAAGGCCAGUUCCUGCAGCUGCUCUGCGCCGCCAAGGGCUGGCCACCCGCCACCCUGAGCUGGGCCCUGGAGGGCCGCGUCCUCGCCUGGUCACCGCCCUCGGGCGCCCAGGCCCUGGCGCUGGCGCUGCCCCGGGUGAAGGCGGGGGACGCGGGGAGAUACACGUGCCGCGCGGAGAACCGGCUGGGCGCUGGGAGCCGCUGGCUGGACCUGGCUGUGCAGUAUGCCCCAGAGGACCUGAGAGUGACGGUCUCCCUGGCAAACAGGACAGUCCUGGAAAACCUCAGGAAUGGCACGAUGCUUCCCGUCCUGGAGGGCCAGAGUCUGCGCCUGCUCUGUGACACCCACAGCAACCCCCGGGCCACCAUGAGCUGGGCCCUGGGGGGGCACACCCUGAGCCCCUCCCAGUCCAUAGGCCCUGGGGUCCUGGAGCUGUUUCAGAUCCGAAGGGAGCAGCAAGGAGAGCUCACCUGCCUGGCCCAGCACCCCCUGGGCUCCCAGCACAUCUCUCUGAGCCUGCAUGUGCAAUACCCCCCAUGGCUGCUGGGCCCCUCCUGCUCCCUGGAGGACGAGGGUCUGCUCUGCAGCUGCUCUGCCCGAGCCCAGCCGGCCCCCUCCCUGCGCUGGCGGCUGGGGGAGCAGCUGCUGGAGGGGAACAGCAGCAACGUCUCCACCCAGGUCACCUUCAGCCCCUCGGGGCUCUGGGCCAACAGCUCCCUGCGCCUCAGCGGGGGGCUCAGCUCUGACCUCACACUCAGCUGUGAGGCCCAGAACCCCCACGGGACCCAUACCGCUGCCCUCCUGCUGCAGCCAGGAAGAGCAGAUGAGAAGGGAUUCAUCUCAAAAACCCUCUCCCAUGGAAUACUUCUGGGAAUUGGUGCCACGACCCUCCUCUUCUGCAUCACCCUGAUCCUCGUGAAGACUCUAAGAAAGAAAGGACCCCCCCAAGAAAGGGUCACAAGGAGGAGCACCAUCCUGGAUUACAUCAACAUGAUGCCCCACGCAGGCCCCCUGACCCGGAAUCGGAAACCCAAACCAAGCGGGCCUCCCCAGCCCCCUCCUUCAAGCGCUGUCUCCCCAGAACCCAAGGGGAACCAGAAGGAGCUGCAUUUCGUUUCACACAGUCGCCCAGGACCCAGAUCACCCGCUCAGGUCCCAGAGGCAGAGCCUAAGCAAGAGGAGAUCCAUUAUGCUACGCUGCACUUCCUGGGGCUCAGGCCACGGGAGAUGCUGGCGCCCAGCGACUCGGAGUAUGCAGAAGUCAAGUUCCACUGAGGAUGGUGGGCUGCAGGGGAGGGGGAAACAGAGGCAAAGUCUCUCCCUUUAAAAAUUCUCCAAGGUGCUCCCAGCCCUGGUUGUGGGAACUGCUGGACCAACGUCUCCUGAGCGCCCUUCUCCACAUGCGUUCUGGAUGCCAGGAGAGAGGAGGGAGGGCCUAAGAGAUGGCUCAGCGGUCCCCUUGGUGGGACUGGUGAGCUAAAUCCCUCAGGUCAAGGCUGGGGCUGCCUAUUUUCACCCCACCCCCCAGGCUGAGUGUAUUUCACGUGUUCAAUGGCAGUGGGGGCGGGGUUAAAAAAGACUUGAGUUGCAUGGAAAUCAUAAGACAUUCAGACUCCAAUGCCCCAGAAUAAAGUCCGAGGGGUCCCU
This is a messenger RNA of Talpa occidentalis (Iberian mole), 2683 nucleotides long. RefSeq names its product sialic acid binding Ig like lectin 10 (gene SIGLEC10). The record is from RefSeq and is a predicted model, not a curated record. The transcript is spliced from 10 exons. Gene Ontology annotation, molecular function: sialic acid binding. Bases 212 to 2311 code for a protein of 699 amino acids. Gene Ontology annotation, biological process: cell adhesion. Gene Ontology annotation, cellular component: plasma membrane. NCBI's taxonomy places the organism in Eukaryota, Metazoa, Chordata, Mammalia, Eulipotyphla, Talpidae.